AUGAUUGAAGACUUCCGCAUGCCUACAGGGGGUUGUGAACGCCCGAGCGCGCCACCUUGCCCACCACAAUGGCUGCGCUCCGCAGAGCGGCCGCCGGGCAGGCUGAGUCCCGAAUGGACCGAGGACUGCCUGCACGUCAACUUGUGGACUCCGGGACUGAGCCCGGCUAAACUGCGGCCUGUGGUGGUGCUCCUGCACGGCGGCCAUUUCACGCACGGCUCCAACAGGCAGCGCCAAUACGACGGAGCUCGGAUGGCGACGCGCUGUGACUGCGUGGUCGCCGUGCCAAACUACAGACUGGGUGUGUUCGGCUUCCUGUUCGGCAACGUGUCUGGCCUCCCUGGCAACCAGGGUCUCUGGGACCAGCACCUUGUCCUGCAGUGGCUGAAGCGAAAUGCCGCUGCCUUCGGUGGGGACCCACGAAGCCUGGUCCUCUGGGGCGUCGACGCUGGCGCCAUCAGCGCCGGACUGCACAUCGUCUCACCGUUGAGUGGCAGUGCACUGAUCUCAAGGGCAGUGCUUCAGGGCGGCUCGCCGCUGUCUUGCCUGGGGGAGUGCGCAGACGCCGAGAAUGUGCGGCUCACGGUUGCCAAGCUGUGCGCGUCGCCCGACGAGGCGGCGGAAGACGAGCAUCGCGCCCUGGCCUGCCUACAGGCGGCGCUCGCAUCGGCACUGGUGGCACUGCCCGUGGACGAUUACUUCGCGCAGACGCUGAGCCCGUUCCUGCCCACGUACGGCGAUCCUCUGGUGCCCGUAGACCCCAAGGAGGUGAGCCUGGUGGGGAACCCGUAUGGUGGCGGCGCACUUAUUAGUAUCUUCGCCUACCACUGCCUGCAGAUACUGGCGUCCAAUAGGCGGCCCCUUCAGGUUUCUGGCGCACCGCUGUCGGUGCUGGUGGGUUUUACGCGGGGUGAAGGACAGCACUUCCUCGCUCGCUUCCUGGAUGCCUCGACGAAUGGCUCGUGGGCGCAUUUCACGCCGGACCAGCACCGCAGCACCGCCUCUGCCCUGUUCACGUUCACCUUCGGCGAGGAGAUCUUGGAAGCCGAGAGCCUGCACACGGACCUCGACUCGUUGAACAAUCCGCGCCGCGUGUUCUGCCACUACGGCGCCUUGCUGGACGAUGCGCUGUACGUGUGUCCGGCGCUUGCGUUCGCCGAGUACCUGUCGGACGCGGCCUUGGUUCACGUGUACGAGUUCGCACUCGUCGACCACGAGAACGGCACGCUGGCGGAGGCGCCGACGACGCACAGUGACGACUUCCACGCUGCCUUUCAUGACGCCGGUGGUCCUCGGGGCGCGCAAGCCUUCAGCGCCGCCGUAGUUUCCUUCAUCAGCGCAGGCUCCGCAGAUUGGCCGGCGUACACAAGGUCGGAGCCGAUCAUGCGCUACUUCGCCGUCAACCAGACCAUCACCAGGCGUUCGAGCGGAAAGUGCAAAGCGCGCUUCAAGUGCUACCCCGGAAAGGCUCACGCCGACUAAUCACGCGCUCGUGCUGUGUCUCUGAUGACAGACGGUGUUUCAAGCACAUAACGUCGCACAUGUGACGCAUGGCUGUAGUCACCACGCAAACACGACGUUCAUUUCAGUUUUAAACUAUUCAUUACUAUGUGACAACUGCAUGCGCAAAGUAAGCUCUUGCACUCACUCACGCUUACAGGGGUCUCUUUAUUUGUAUUCUAUAGGUAUAUGCUAGCGG
This is a messenger RNA of Rhipicephalus sanguineus (brown dog tick), 1699 nucleotides long. RefSeq names its product cholinesterase 1. Gene Ontology annotation, biological process: choline metabolic process; acetylcholine catabolic process. The coding region runs from base 1 to 1482 and encodes 493 amino acids. Lineage: Eukaryota; Metazoa; Arthropoda; Arachnida; Ixodida; Ixodidae. The record is from RefSeq and is a predicted model, not a curated record. Gene Ontology annotation, molecular function: acetylcholinesterase activity. The transcript has 7 exons. Gene Ontology annotation, cellular component: plasma membrane.